AUGGCUACUCCGUCUCCCGCCCGCGAUCCUCAGAAAGAGGACGUCAAAGUCCCAGAAAUCACCCGCAAUCCUCCAGAUAACCCAAAUCUCCACAAAGACGACAAUAUGCCCCCUCAAGAUGCUCCCGCCGUCCGCUUCGCUUCUUCCGUCGAAGAGAUAACACCAGCCGUCACCACGACAUCACCCACCGAGACUCUUUCUCCCACCGAUGCCGCUACCGGAGACGGUGAAGAGUCCUUGGCCGAAGUAACGCCCGAUCAAAUUAGAGCUCUCUCCAAGUCCCUUCAAGGUGCACCGUUGCAGCAGCGCCGGAUGAAUGUCUUUGGCUUCGAACCAUACUCACUACCUGCAUCACGCGUUGGCUCACGAGAGGAGGAAUCCGACAACAGUCGACUGCCAACCCCGAACUCCAGCGGACCGAAAUCACCGCGGUUUGGUCCGGCGCAUCCGAUGCAGUCACCUCCUCUGACCCCGGCGGGGACCGAUCCCUCAGACCUGACAGCCAGGAAGAGUAGAGAUCAAAAUGACGAUCGCAAAUCAUCCACGAGCGACCCCCAUGUAAUCACCCCGCAGGCUUCGUCCUCCCAGGACUCACCACCAUCAUCUACCAGGAAGGAGUUGCCCGUCCGAGGCAAGUCGACGGAGGAGGUACCUCAGCGAUCAGCUUCGGCAGAAGACCAACCACACGACACGAGGUCGCAUAGGAGGGGAAUGUUCUCUGUUGGUCCUGGAGGAUCAGUGCCGGUUUCGCGAGAAUCUAGUCCAUCUCGGGCCUCAUUGUACUACUCUAAGCCGAUGACACCAGGCGGAGAUGCCAACGACCCUUAUGCGGCUCACAAACGUCAACCACCAGCUCCGGCUCCUCAGCGGGGCCAGAUCGAUUCUAGAUUCGUCUUCUCGCGCCGGAAAAACAAACACGGGUCGUCGCCAUCUGGUUCUACCUCAAGUCUGGGCCGAGUAAGCGACAAACGACACUCCGGGCUCUUGGGCAUGAAGGGACAUGGCGACGAGCUGCAGGUUCCUCACGAUGACUCGGCUAGCAUCACGAGCAGACAAGGCUCCUUUGCCGACCUGAAGAGGUUUUUCAAGGUUGGCGGACACCACAAGAUGAAGAGGGAAGCUUCCCCAUCAUCGGUUCGAUCAGGCACCAAGACACCCCCUACUAGAGGGUCGCAACAUGUUCCCUUCGGAGACGACCACGGACUUACUUCGAAGUACGGAAAGCUCGGCAGAGUCCUGGGAUCGGGUGCUGGAGGAUCUGUUCGUUUGAUGAAGCGCAGUGAUGACGGUGUCGUUUUCGCCGUGAAGGAAUUCCGACCGAGACAUUCAUAUGAAACCGAGAAAGAGUACGUCAAGAAGCUGACAGCUGAAUUUUGCGUUGGCUCAACUCUACACCAUGGCAAUGUUAUCGAGACAUUGGAUAUUCUGCAGGAGAAGGGCAAGUGGUACGAGGUAAUGGAGUACGCUCCGUUUGACCUUUUCGCGUGUGUCAUGACUGGCAAGAUGACACGAGAGGAAGUCGGCUGCUGCUUCUUGCAGAUCCUCAACGGUGUGACAUAUUUACACAGCAUGGGUCUUGCUCAUCGGGAUUUGAAGCUUGACAACGUCGUGGUCAGUGAGCAUGGGAUUAUGAAAAUCAUCGACUUUGGUAGUGCCCACGUUUACAAGUAUCCUUUCGAGAGCGACAUUGUCCUCGCUUCAGGCAUCGUGGGCUCCGACCCCUACCUGGCCCCUGAAGUUUACGACGAACGAAAAUAUGAUCCCCAAGCCGUCGAUAUUUGGUCGUUGGCAAUUAUCUUUUGCUGUAUGACAUUGCGCAGAUUUCCGUGGAAGGUCCCUCGCAUGACGGACAACUCGUUCAAGCUUUUCGCUGCUGAGCCAACACCAGGCCACGACCCCAGAAAGCUGAUUAUGCCGUCAAAGUCUGCCAACGACCUCUCCAACACUCCUCAGAGAGAUAUUUUCGAGGACGGCAAGCAUCAUACUCACAAGCACGAGCCGAAAGAAAGCCAGAAGGAGAACCAGAAGGAAGUUCCCAAGGACGGCGAGGGGAGUGCAGCACAGGGCAGCUCGACGCAGACUUCGACUAAGUCUGACGGCCAGCAACCAGCCGACAAGAAAGAGGUCAUAAGAGGUCCCUGGAGGAUCUUGCGCCUGCUCCCUCGCGAAAGUCGUCACAUCAUUGGUCGCAUGCUGGAGAUCAAGGUGAAGGAUCGUGCGACUAUGCAAGAAAUUCUCGAUGAGCCCUGGGUUGCCAAUACAGUCAUUUGCCAGCAACCCGAGCCGGGCCGCGUUGUACACGCAGAGGAUCACAUUCACACUCUUGAGCCACCACAGCCCCCGAAGUAG
Colletotrichum abscissum is the source of this 2349-nucleotide messenger RNA. RefSeq lists its product as uncharacterized. The record is from RefSeq and is a predicted model, not a curated record. Bases 1 to 2349 code for a protein of 782 amino acids. Gene Ontology annotation, biological process: intracellular signal transduction; protein phosphorylation. NCBI's taxonomy places the organism in Eukaryota, Fungi, Ascomycota, Sordariomycetes, Glomerellales, Glomerellaceae. Gene Ontology annotation, cellular component: cytosol. Gene Ontology annotation, molecular function: ATP binding; protein serine/threonine kinase activity. The transcript is spliced from 4 exons.